UAUCUGUUGGCCAUCUUACUGCAAUUGCUCAUUGAAACUACUUGGAACGAUUGAUUUCUUAUAAGCCCAUCAUGUGCCCGCCAUCUCAGCUUACAUCGACAAGCGGACCAGCGCCCUCGAGCCGAGUCUACAACGAAAACGUCCCGCAAAGUCCAGUCUCCCAAGCCGCGUUCGACCAUGCCUCAAGUAUAUUAGCCCCAUCAAUACUCAGCCAUAGUAUGCGAGUGUACCUGUACGCUAAAGCACUUGCUGAACACUCUGGAUCUAUCUAUGCGACAAACCUCACGAAGCACGACCUCCUGUUCACUGCAUGUCUUUUCCACGACAUUGGAACAACAGACGAGUAUGAUGGAUCUCAACGUUUUGAGGUAGAGGGAGGCGAUGCGGCGGUGAAGCAUCUGAGCCGCUUCGACAUCAGCGAAAUGGACAAGCACGAUGUCUGGACCGCGAUUGCGUGCCACACCUCGCCCCAAAUUGCGGAGAGAAUCGGGGAGUUAUCGAAACUGGUCAGGGUUGCUGUGAUUACAGACUUCGGUCUCAAGAGCUCCGCCUGGGAUGUAUUGGUACCGUUGAGAGAGCAAUUGGAGAAAGAGCUGGCAAGAGCCGAGAUCGAGAAAGUCCUUGGCGAUGUAGUGGUAGAGCAAGCUAAGAGACGUCCAGAAAAGGCGCCGAUGGCAUCGUGGCCUGGAGUGAUGUACAAGGCGCAUCUUGUGGAGCCAGAGUGGAGUGGUGUGAACAAGAUGUUUUGAGGAACUGUUGAGCGGAGUCAUUGUAUGAAGAUUACCACGAGCCAGUAACAGCGACUCGGUCGUGUAAGCUUCACAUGAAUUGCCCGCCAUUGUUCAUCAUAGGCGCUGCGUUUGGAUCCAUAAAGUUGAAGUCGUUGCCUAGUAACGUUGUGAUCAGUUGAUCUUCUGAGA
Messenger RNA from Macroventuria anomochaeta, 920 nucleotides. RefSeq lists its product as uncharacterized. Lineage: Eukaryota; Fungi; Ascomycota; Dothideomycetes; Pleosporales; Didymellaceae. The record is from RefSeq and is a predicted model, not a curated record. Bases 72 to 749 code for a protein of 225 amino acids. The transcript has a single exon.